AUGUAUAUACAUGAGAUAAAGAAUCCAGCAUUAAAUAGUGAAAAGGACAAAGCACUCACAAAGGUGGCACAGGAAGUGGGUGUUCUGCCAGAUAUACAAUUUAUGGAAAACAUGUGUAUCCAAUUGCGCCAUGUUUUGUUUAACAAGUUUGAGCGACUGGUGCAGCUGUGCAAGACGCGGAGGUGGCCCCCAGAGUACGCGCUGGUUUUAGUGCCAGCUUGGCUGCGCAGCGUCGAACCGAAACUGCGUCUGUUGCCACGAGUCAUUAAAGCUACUUCGUGCAUAGAGCCCACGAAUACAGGCGAGUGGGAGCUGACCGCGCUGCUGCUGCGGAACGCUGUAGCGGUGACCGGCGCCGGCGGGCCCAUGUUCGACAAGGCGGUGGUGGGCGACCUGAGCGAGCGUCUGAACAUGGACGCCGUGGUGCUGCUGCACCUCUGGAGCCGCACCUGCCUGAACACCAGACGCAGCCUGCUGGCGAAGACCGAGGCGGGCCCGAAGCUGGUCAUCGAUUGGGCGGUCGCCGACUUCCUACUCCUGCACGACGAGAGCUUCAAGCUCGUGGACAAGGGUACUCUAUCAAAGUCCAAGCAAUUGCCGAUGCUUGAGGAACUGUACAAAGUGGUAAAGGCGAAGGGCGUAGAAAAGGCUAUACGGGAGAGGAAUCAUUCGGAUCUAAUGGAGGCCUGGAUGAACGCCUUUGUCUCUUACCCAUACAGCCAGGGGAACACGUCCCUGAUGUAUAUACAACGCCUUUGGUACGAGCUGAAGCUGUUGGCGCGCACCCAAGUGCGGCCCCACUGGAGCGGGAACCGGUACAUCCCCGGCAUAUGCUCCCUCCUCACGGCCAUCGUGGCCAGCUUCGAAUACAUAGUCCUGGAGCCGUUUCCGCUGUGGUCUGAACUCGUGGCGUCCGGCCUGGUGGUGCAGUUCAAGACAGAUGACGUGGAAACUAGUUACGUGGCGAAAGGCGUCCGCGAAGAUGGACCGUUGAAACCAGUCGAUGCAACAAAGGAGGUUACGUGUGGCGAUGAUAAUUACGCAUUGAGCGUGGACAUACUGAACAGUAUUGAUCCGACUAGAAUCAAAUACUCUCUGGUGUUCGAUAGCGACUCCGAAGAAACGAUCCCGGAAAACUCGCCGGAACACCCAACCGGCGACGAUGGCUCAGUCAUAAACGAGAGUAAAGAACCAAAAGAUGAAUCCUCGGCCGAUAAAUCAAGCAAUAUCGCACACGAAGCAGCCAAAAUGAGAGACAACAGCCACGAACUUGAGAAAGAUCAAGUUGGAGGGAGCAAUAAAGAUCUGAAACUGGAUGUGACCAAUGGAGUUGCACUCGCUAAAGAUGCCAAGUUGCUGAUGGUGGCGACGGUGCCGCUGGUGAGGUGCGACCACGGCCCGUCGAUGCACGAACGCGCCCGCUCGCGGCGCAAGAAGAGCGAGGGCCAAGCCAAAGGCAAGCGGCCGCAGCGGGCCCUGCGGAGCGGGCGCGACCGGCUGCUGGGGCGCUGCCGGCCGCUGGCGGUGCGGCUGGUCCGGUUGCCGCCGGACGCCGGCCGGCCCGUCCGGACAGCCAAGCGGGUCGAGCUGCCGGACAUCGAGCAGGUGCGCAGGGUCAACAGCACCAUGCUCACCGCCGAGGUGGCGCCCGUCGCCGGCAAGCCGGUGAACAAGAAACUCCGGCGUGAACAGACUACCCUGUUGGACGAGGGGCCACAGUGUCAGGUCAGGUCUGGACGCGGCGCCAAGUCUUCCGCGGGCCACAAGUACCCCACUCUUGACGAGGAGCUGGGGAUGCUCUGGAGCUUCAUCCAGGAAGGUGACAAGUCUGCGAGCGAGGGAGAUCCCGCGUCCAGCUCUGCCAUGCAUGAGGAACCGAAGAACGGGGUCGUCUGCGGGAUAGAAACGCCGCGAAUGAAGCCAGACGCUCCGACAGCUGGUGGCGAAGACCUUCAGGGCCACGCUGCCCCGGCAACUGGCGACAACGAAACCGGCAUCCAGAUCUCCGACGUGCGUCACGUGGGGACGGGUCCGCCGAAGCCUACCCUCAACAAUAACGUACCCGACAGCGAUGAAGGUGGCAGAAGUUUGCUCGCGCGCAGAGCCAAGCCGAGGAAGCCCAGGGUGGCGAGGGCCCCGCCGAAGCGACGCGGGCAGCGCGGGGGGGCGGAGGCUCCUCCGGGGGGCGAAGGCGCCGCGCGACGCCGCAAGCGGCGGCCCGAGCAGGAGCCGGGCGCCGACGGGAGGCUCUUCGCCAGCGCGUACGAGGAGUGGCUGUUCAUGAGGAACCCCGCGCUCAAGUACUUCCAGCUGCCCAACGUGCGGCCCGCGGACGUUCGCCGGCCCCAGGAGCCCCGGGAGCCCCGCAGGGCCACCACCGCCAGGAUCCUCAGCUCGGCCCAGAUCGUGAAGGUGUUCGUGCACCCCACGCUGCCCCCGGCGGGCCGCUCGGCCGCGACCCCCAACCCUCGUGGCCAGGCGCCGCCCGCCCUCGUGGCCCUGGCCUCGCUCGACGCCCACCCGGGGACUCCCCGGCUGCGCGUCGCCACGCUCCACGCGACGGACGGUGAGCGGCUACACCCUUGCCGGGACACCAACUGUGGUGGGGCGCUGCUGCACGAGUGGGCAGCUGUACUACCACAUCACGAAAGUGUUAUAGUUUCGCGUUUCCUC
Messenger RNA from Iphiclides podalirius (scarce swallowtail), 2673 nucleotides. NCBI's taxonomy places the organism in Eukaryota, Metazoa, Arthropoda, Insecta, Lepidoptera, Papilionidae. The record is from the annotation of a GenBank genome assembly.